AUAAAUUUAUUUUUGUAUUUAUGCAAUAUAACAUGUGACUGAGCAAGUUCUUAUAACAAGAAUAACACAUAUGAAUAAAAUAAUGAGCUGUAUAUCCUUUUCAGAUAUGACUCUCUCUGCAUAUACUAUAAUACAUAAUUGCUCAAUAUAUUAUCUGCUGCCUACAAACGAUGACUUCAGUGCUGUUAAACAACAUUGAGGUGAAUACGCUGUGAUGGGGUGGGCGAUAUCCACAGUAUACGUUGUCAUAUGGAGCUGCCUGCUGCCGGGCUUCUAUUUAGCUCCGCAGGCAUCUCCAAAGCAAGUACCGUGCGAUAAGACUAGAAAAGUUUUCACAGACUCAUGGGGAAUUAUCAGUGAUGGGCCUAUGGGCUCGAAUUAUACUCAAGAUUCCCAUUGCGAGUGGCUCAUUAAAGCUAACUAUAGCCGCCAAUUUAUCACAUUAAGUUUUCGGACAAUGGGCACAGAAUGUAGUUAUGAUUAUGUUUUUGUUUAUGAUGGAGAUUCUUUUCGAUCACCACUUCUGGGCAGUUUUAGUGGCAAGACUGAGCCACAACAAGUGACAUCAUCAUCUGGUUAUAUGUUAAUAUUAUUGUAUAGUGACACAAAUUACGUCUUAGACGGUUUCCAUGCAGAAUUUUCGGUCACAGAUUGUCCAAAUAAUUGUACUCAUCAUGGAAAGUGUAUUAACAAUACAUGUUUCUGCGAGAAUGAUUGGGGCGGUAAAGAUUGUUCUCGAGCUCUCUGUCCGAACAAUUGCAGUCAUGCUGGUGUUUGUGGAAUAAAAAGAUGUGAAUGCAACAACGGAUACUCUGGGCAAUCCUGUUCAUUGCAUAAAACGCAUCCAGAAGGAAAUCGAUGGCAUUGGCUUUCGCAUUCGGAAGGUGGACUGAGACCACGUGCAGCUCAUACAGCAAUUUAUGUUCAAGAAACAGACUCAUUUUAUGUUUUUGGCGGCUACGAUCUCAAUUAUAUACUCAGUGACUUAGAAGUAUACAGAUUUAGCACAAGUCAAUGGGAGGAUGAAUAUGGAAGCAUAUUAGAAGGUGCUGCAUCUGCUGAAUAUCUGGAUCCUACUUUAAUCGCAACAGAAUUACAACGCAAUCCUGGUGCCAAAGAAAUAUAUGGCCUAUCGAAGUCAUCUUUAUUCUGGAAGGUGGUUUAUAGUCUCAAAAAUAACAGUACAUUCGGCCUGCUCGAUCGGGCUACUGACGGUAGUCAUGGCUCGCGAGAAUUCAGAAACAUGUCUAAAGAUAACGAGAGAAGCAGAAGCACUAUUAGGAUCGAUAGAAACGAUGAUUCUAGGAGAAAACAUCCUCGAAAUAUAAGACCGCGAUAUUCGCAAAUGUCAAGAUAUCGCAGAAAUUUGGAAAAUUUAUACAGAGAACAUGAUGCAAUAGAUAUUCAAAACGACGAUGUGAAAUGGGAAGAACAAAUUGUAGCAGGUCCCGUCGAAGAUAAUAUCUUCCUUUCAGAGUUUACGGAUCCAAAAUUAACCACGAGUGAUUCAUUGAAAGAAGAAGUUACAGAACCUAUCAUUGAUGAAUUACCUAAACCAAAUCCUCGAUAUGGUCAUGCUGCAUGUAAAUACCAAGAUGGUUUCGUGAUUUACGGAGGAAAAGUGCAAGAUGGUUCUUUAUCGAACGAACUAUGGCAUUAUAAUGUGAAAAAACGUGUGUGGACUUUGCGCGCUAAAAACUCCCCCUUCUAUCCACCUAGACUCACAAGGCACACUCUAACUUUGGCAGGAGAUUACAUCUAUUUGUUUGGAGGUAGCACCGUUGAUGGAGAAUUUUCGUCCAGUCUCUAUAAAAUCAAGUUACAUUUGGCGGAUCCUACGGCGACUAGUGAGAGGUGGAUAGAAGUGCGGCCUCGAGGCGGUAAAGAACUUGAUGUACGUGUGGUAGCGCAUUCAACUGUAUAUCAUCGCGCUACUAAUUCUCUCUUGGUAUAUGGCGGUGUAGUAGCCAGCGUUGCUCGUUUCAGUAAAUUGUCGGACCGAAUGUUUGUCUUUCAACUUGACAGAAAGGUUUGGUCCGAGAUUCAUUAUCCGAGAGCACACUUGCGAGACACAUAUGUGCCGAGAGAACGCGCUUUUCACACAUGUAGUAUUAUAGGAAAUUAUCUGGUAGUGUUCGGUGGAUAUUCUCACAGACAUAAUAAAGAGGAAAUCUGUUAUGAUAACCAGAUGUAUCUUUAUCAUCUUGGUUGCCAUGCUUGGGUAAGCCAUGAUGUGUUAGGCUUAAAUGAUAAAGAUUCUCGUUAUCCUAAACAGCAAGGUGUAUUCGCUCAUGCAGCAGAUGUGCGUAAUGGAAAUACUUUGUUGCUCGUUGGUGGAUAUCAUGGCAAUGUAAAUGCUGAUCUUCUUGCAUACACUUUGCCACCUAUGUUAGCACCAGGAGACGAGGACUAUAUCGAACCGGAACAAAUUUGUUCGAGACAUAAAAGCCUAAUGGAGUGCGCGGCAAAUCCCGAAUGCGGCUGGUGUUCUGCAGAUGAGAUAUGCUAUGGUCGGACGGUAGGCAGCAAUUGCACAACGAAUCUACAGACGACACGUUGUCCAGGAGUCUGUCCUGCCCUAGGCGACUGUCAUUCUUGUCUGAUACACGGCCAACCCGGUGGCGGUUGGGGCACAAGUUUCCGUGGCAAGAAAUCCGUUUCGAACAAACUAAAUCUGGGCACGUGCACAUGGUGUGUUCAAAAUGCUCGCUGUCAUCACAAGGAUGACAAUUAUGGGGUAUGUGGUUUACGGGACGACACGCCUUCGCAAAUACCAGGAUGGUGGGGUUCAAAGGGUACGGAGAUCACCAAGGUCGAAGAAUGUCGAGAAAUGGACAAGAGACCAGGCUUAACUUUCCUUAAAUACAAACCACCAGUGAAUUUUACACAACCCGACUCUGUUACUAUAGUAAACGCAACCACAGUUGAUUUCAAUGUACCAUCCAUGCAAGGCGCGAAGACGGAGUCUGCAUUGGGAGGCGAGAUGAUUGCCAGAUUGACCGGUUUUCUUAGACCGCCACAUUCUAAUUGGGAAAGUGCAAUGGAACAUUUAAAGAUCUGCGUUAGUUACAACAGCGCAACGCUUCACGUAUCGCGAGACGACGAUCCUGAUGAAUUGGAACUAGUCGCUAAUCUAACCGCAGAGACAUCGCAAUGUAUACCGACAAAAUGGCCAGAUGGACAUCCGAUGGAAUUGCAGCCUGGUCGCUAUCUGUUAGACUUUGAGUCGAAAAGAAUGGUGACCGCAAGCUACGCUUAUGCGAGCAAAAUGGAGAUUACACAUAACAAAAAGUCAGAGAAUCCAAAGGUUUUUACUUUUGAGUACUUAGAGCCCUAUCAAAAUGGCUCUUGCCAUCAGUACCAUAACUGCUUACAUUGUUUGACUGACUCUUCGUGCGGGUGGUGCGAUAUUACUAAUCAGUGUUUAUCACGUUCCGCUAAUGAGACAGAGAGUUGCGCAGUAAAUAUGGAAUUGAAUGAGGAGCGCGGCGAGGCGACACGCGAAUGGCACUAUUUGACGAUCACGCCAUCGACAUGCGCUAAUUGUUCCAAUUACAUCUCUUGCGAGUCAUGUGUGGGCACCAACCUAUGCGAGUGGUGGACGGAAGAGGCAAGGUGCGCGCGAAUCGGUCGACUACCCAAUGCUGUGGUGAGUCUGGAUCAGUGCCCGAUUCCAUGCCGACAACGUUCCAACUGCACGCAGUGCCUAGAUGAACGCGGAAGAUGCGUAUGGUGCGAGGCUACGCGGGAAUGCUUCUCGUUCUCCGUGUACACAUCAGAGUACCAGUUUGGUCUGUGUCGGGAAUGGAUGGACCAAGCAGGCCUAAUGGGCGUCACAUCGCGCAGUGGCUCGUCGCUCACUGGAAACGAUCAGUGCAAAAGUUGCAAUCGACACUCCAACUGUUCCAGUUGCCUACAUUCCCUCAGCUGCGGUUGGUGCUAUAGCCUGGAGAAUCCCAUCACCGGUAUGUGUGUGCAGGGCGAUUUUAAUCAGGCUCACGUCAACUGCAGUGCGAUAAUCAACGAAUAUCGAAACGGCAGUCUGAAGGCUGAUGAAUCCGGUUGGGCAUACGCACAAUGCCCUGAUGUGGAUGAGUGUGAUCUCGGCUUGCACGAUUGUCAUCCCGAUGCGCUUUGCACUAAUACUCACGGCAGCUUCAGCUGCCAAUGCAAGCGCGGGUUCAAUGGUGAUGGCAAGGAAAAUUGUACGAAAACCUGCUAUGAAAGAUGCGUCAACGGAUAUUGCAGUGAGGCACCGGAAUAUAAGUGCGAGUGUAAUCUCGGUUGGACUGGACCGGAUUGUCGAACUAAUUGCGGCUGCUAUAACCAUUCCACAUGUCUACAGGGACCAGGCAUUUGUGAUGAAUGUCAAAACUGGACAACGGGACGCUACUGUGAAGAAUGUAAGGCAGGAAGCUACGGGAACGCGACAACGCCAUUGGGUUGUCGCGAAUGCAACUGCAACGGCCACGGUGAUGUGGAGCUUGACGUUUGCGAUCGACAGACCGGCAUGUGCUUCUGCCGUGACAACACCGAGGGCGACAAGUGUCAGCGUUGCAAACGCGAUUACUAUGGUGAUCCACGCAACGGCGGGAUGUGUUAUUACGGUUGCAUGUCACGAGGUAUGCUGGGUGGUGAAGGAAAUGGUAAGCAGGGUCUUGGUAGUCGGCACUCGCAAUCUUUGCUCUGGGACAAUCAUAUGGGUGAUUCGCCGACGAGAGAGUGCCUCUGGAUUGUCAGUCCCGAGACGGAUCUCUCUUUAGAUGCAACCUCGGUGAUUCAGAGCGUGAUACAGUUCACUAUCCAUGAUGACAUCAAUGUAAGCUGCCAGGAGAACAGCGUAUACGUGUACGACGGUCUACCAGAAUUUGUUUCAUCUACCGGUGGCCAUCAGAGUCAAUUACUAGGUGUAUAUUGCACGGAGAGCACCAAUUAUCCAGUGACGGUAGAGGCCAAAUCCGGAUUUCUAACUGUGCAUUAUAAGCAACUAGAUGAAGUAGAAGGUUUUAAUGCGAGUUACGUGAUAAUGACAUGCAGCAACUGUCCUGGAAAUCGCGAGUGUCGCAACGGCAAUUGUCUUUGUAAGUCCGGUUACGUUGGCAUCAACUGCGAUGUGGAGAUUUGUCCGGAUAAUUGCACUGCGUCUGAGAAACACGGUGUCUGCGACAAAGGCUAUGGCCGUUGCGUCUGCAUGCCAGGAUAUGGCGGUCGUGAUUGUUCCAUUCAGCUUAAAAACUAUCAGCUAAUAUUCACAGAACUCUUCAAUUCGGAGUAUUUAGCUGAUCAUUUAGACCAUUUGAGGAAGACGCUGCCGCGCUUCGGACACAGCCUGGUGGCUGAUCGACGCGGUAGUCUGUGGAUGUUUGGUGGAUAUUCACUCAGUCACGGACCUCUGAAUGACAUCAGACUCUUCGACACGAAAAACAAUACAUGGAUGCCAGUGACCGUGGAAUCUACGUCGGAGGCAUCCAUGCCACAAGGCCGCUACUUUCAUGCUGCCGAAAUCGUACAUAGCAGACAGCAGAUCUACGUCUACGGCGGUUUAUCAAUGAAGGAUGAAGACGUGCAGGGAUUGUCGAAUAAUACUCUUAGUGAUUUCUGGAAGUUUAGUCUGCAGAAUCAGCGAUGGAGUCAAAUCGUCCAGGACGAAUCGAAAAAGGAGCCACUGCCUCUGGCUGGUCACACGCUCACCUUGCGUAGAGACGGUGAAUCAGAGAGUUUAAUUUUGAUCGGUGGCUUUAGUCCCAAGUAUGGAUAUUUAGACACAGUCUGGGAGUUCAAUUUGGAGACUGAGACUUGGGACACGGUAAAUACCAUUGGGAACGGUCCCGUAGGUGUUUAUGGUCAUUCCACGGUAUAUCACGGCAAGUCCGACAGCUUCUAUGUUUUCGGUGGCUACACCUAUGCAAUAAACAGAACAUUUAUCUCGAAUAAAUUAUACGCCUUGAAUUAUAAGACGCGAACGUGGUCCGUUCUGCCACCGUUUGAAGACGACUUCACUGACGGUAACAGCUUACCUCAGGCUAGGUUUCUUCAUUCCGCGGUUACGACAGACGAAUAUAUGGUAAUAUUUGGCGGUCGGCAAAAUCCUCACAAUACCUCGGACUCACUGAUAGCGUACAAAUACUCAUGCAAUCUAUGGAUACGUUUGAUAACGAAGGACAUGGAAACGAUCGGCAGUCCGCCACCGCCAGCGUACGCUCACGCGAUGACUCAUGCCGAUCCGGAAUCGAAUGCUGUUUACGUCGUCGGUGGCUUUGACGGUGGUAUUAAGAGUCACGUCACGUUGAUCAGCAUACCGGAAGAUCUGUGCAAUUUAUGGAAGGAUAAGAUCACAUGCAGAAAAUAUUUCGGUUGUUCGUUUUGCGCCGUUACUACUCUCAACGGCACCAACACCUCUUUCUGCUUUUCGAACGAAGUGUCGAGCAAUCGUGAUGACAAAUGCGAUAUCAACGUAACCCAGGCGCAACGAUCGAACGGAAUAUUUUGCAAUUUUGACUGGAUGGCAAGUAGGAAGUGCCAAAAUUUCAGGACCUGCACAGAAUGCCUGGCGGAGUGGCCGUAUUACAAGAACGACAAACCGGUUUGUAAGUGGUGCACCAACUGUCCAUAUGGCAAAUGCAUCCCGUUGGACGAGGAUUGCAUUAACAAGGACGCAAAGGACAAAUGCAACAUGUCGGUGACCAGUGUGAACCAAUGCGGGGAACGGCUGUGUCCGGCGAGCGACUGCGAGAAGUGCAACAGUCUGGGUGACUGCAAGUGGACAAGGAAGGUUCAAAGAGUUAAUGAAUUAGGAAUGACGCUAUCAGAACAGCAGCUCUACGCCUGGAACUGCGUGCCAGAAGAAGUCUUCGAGCGGGCCAGCAUAAAGCGGCCCAGUCGUAGCACGCAGGUCCAGUGUCAGGAGAGAUGUUCCGAACACAAGGACUGCAGCAGCUGUCUGAAGAGUACCGGAGCCGAAGGUGGAUGGAGCGAAUGCAGGUGGUCCACGCAAUUGAACGAGUGCAUCUCGCCAUCGUAUCAGCCGCUUUAUUGCGCCGGCGGUGUCUGCGGUUUGGUGUUGCGUAAUACAGACAUAGAUCACUGCCCGGAGCCGUGCUCGGUAUUCAAACAAUGCAGUACCUGCCUGAAGCAUUCGCAUUGCGGCUGGUGCUCCCUGGACUCGGUUAAUAUAACCGGUCAAGGAAUAUGCACGGAGGGGUCACUCGAAGCGCCGGCCGAUCAUCCAGCAGGUGGUACCUGCGAGAUGCUUUACCAUCAACACUUUCCGGAGGUCGAGGCGCCAAUCACCACGACCUUACAUCCGUAUCACGUAGACUCCUUCGAAGCGCAGGACAAUGUCACAAUGUCAUUGCUCAACGUGAUACCAAAACCAGAGUUCUCAUGGCAUUAUGUCCGCUGUCCCCCGGAGAACGAGUGCGAGAAUGGACACCACACGUGUUCGCCGAAGAGCGAAAAGUGUUUCGAUCUGGAAGAGGGUUUUGAAUGCAAAUGCGGGGACGGAUACAAAACCGAAACCACCUGGGGGAAUGAUUUCGGUAAGAAGAUCUGCGUGCCUAUGUGCACGCAAGGUUGUGUGAGAGGCACUUGCGUGAAGCCUGAUUUAUGCCGUUGCGAUUUCGGCUACGUCGGCUCGAAUUGCUCCAUCCAAUGUCAGUGCAACGGUCACAGCGACUGCGCCGGUCCGGACAAGCUCGAUAACUGUACGAAAUGCCAUAACAACACGAUGGGGAAGCAAUGCGAGAAAUGCUUGCCUCUGUACGUUGGCAAUCCCGCGGACAACGGCCAGUGUGUGCCGUGUCUCGAAUACUGCAACGGACACACUCGGAUUUGCAUCAACGACAACGUGACCGUACCCAAUCCGAACUCCGUGGAUAAGAUGUCGAUAGAGAAACUGAGUAAGCAACUGGGAGAGGGACCGGUGGCGAAAGCGAAGUGCAUCAAUUGCGGGAAUAAUACGAGAGGGGACAAAUGCGGUGAAUGCAUGACCGGAUACUUUCGGGGAACAGAAGAUCUCCGGGAUGUGUGCAGACCUUGUGAGUGUCACGGUCAUGGCUUCACGUGCGAUCCCGUGACCGGCGAGAAGUGCAAUUGCGGCAACAACACCGAGAGCGAACCGACCUGCAUCAGCGGUCCCAUGAAGGGCCCACACUCGGGCGGCAUGCCAUGCUGGAAGGUGCAAUGCAGCAAGUGCAGGGAGAACUACGCCGGCACCCCAACAAUGGGUCAUCAGUGUUACAAAACCGUCACGGUUGACAAUAAAAUGUGCUUCGACUCGAAGUUAAUAGAUGAGUGCAAGAUGAAGCCGAAACCUUUAAAUCCUGGCCAGACUGUCUUCUACAUGGUGCAACCACGAUUCAUGAAUGUGGACAUUAGAGUGAUGGUGGAUGUCACUCAAGGUGCCUUGGAUUUAUUUUUGAGUCCACGGGAUGAUUCCUUCGUUGUCACUUUGAACUCGUCCACUGGAUAUCAAGAGGUCGAGAUAGAUAGCAGAUUCAGAUCGAUACGGUCUGAUCAACCCAACAACAAAUUCCGGGUUGUUGAAUUUCGUCCUCAUGAUAGUGCUGGAAUGUUUAAUGAUACCACCACGGAAUCAACCCGAUGGAAUACUCCACCGCAGUAUUAUGUGAUGGAGCGCUAUGCAGUGAACUUGGCCACCUUUCUAACAAUCGAAAGACGAAACACAUUUUUGGUGAUCCGCAAUUUAACAAAUCGAUUGGUGCUGACGUUGCCACAAGAUAAGCACGAACUGGGCCAGACCAAGUUUCACAUCGCGCUACGAGCGAUUGAUCCAGUAAAUCCGGAACUGAAUGGCCGCGCCGCCUACGGAAUGAUCUUCUUCCGUCAAGACCAGUUACAUAUCGAUCUAUUCGUCUUCUUCUCGUGUUUCUUCUCCUGUUUCUUCCUAUUUUUGGCGGGGUGCGUGGUCGCGUGGAAAGCGAAACAGACGGCGGAUUUACGACGCGCCCGGCGUCGUCACGUUGUAGAAAUGUUGCAUAUGGCGAAGCGACCAUUCGCCUCCGCGACGAUACUCUAUGAUCGAGAUGGCGGCGAGUGCAGCCCGAACUCGCCGCAGCGUAAGGGCAGGAGAGGCAAGCACAUCAGCUUUCACAGUGAUGUGAGGCCGGUGGCUGUCGAACCUACUGAUGAUGGAGUCGCAGCGGUAGCGACAGUGUUCAUCAGGUUACCCGGUGGUCGCCAAGCACCCGUCAAACUGGCCUUAGGUAGUUCGCUCAUACUCUUGACCAGGGUCUAUCCAGUUAACAGCAGAGUGUUUUUAAGACGUAGAAACAGUCACGCGACGAACUGAACCCACGUUAUAGUGGAACCUCGAUCUCGACGGCCUUCGAGUUCCACACUUCAGACACCAAUAUUCUCGAACUCUUCUUCGACUCCUAUGAGAGUCUCCGAUGUUUAAGCCAAUCUGCUAGCUGCGAGCUGUAAUAAAGUUUGGAUAUCAAUGGACCUGGAAUUAACAUAUAAAUUUAACAGGAAGAUUUGUUUAAGGUUUAACACAAUGAAAAUGAUAGACGAGAUAAACUCAGGAUAUAACGUAAAUUUUAACAAAAUACGUAUUUUACUAGCGGAGCAUCCUGCAUACCUGCUUAUAAUUUUAUCUUUUCUCAUUAGAAAAUUGUUCUUUUUUUAUUGAUCUCACAUAUUGAUUGGCAAUAAGAACAAUAAGGAUCAAAUAUCUACAGAAGGCAGACAUGUAAAAUAAAUAUUAUAAUAUUCCGCCGAAUUUUAUUAUGAAUAUUGGAUUCAUGGAUCCGAGGGAAUCGAAGAUUUCCGGAAUCAUGAAUAAAAUCUAACCAUUUAAAAAUUCGCGCAGCUAAUAUUCUGAAAUUCUAGUGCCAUUAGAUCAUCAUGAUGCAGAAGAACGCAUAUUAAAAAAAUUCAAAUUGUAAAAAAAUGUAAAAAUAUGUGCAAUACCUACGGAUCCAAGGAUCUUAUAUUAUAGAUCUGUAAAUCGUGCAAUUAUUGUUUUUUUUUAAUAGAGAUUUAAUAUUGUACAUCAAAUAGUGUUAACACGAAAAUCGAUCGUAACAUUAUUUAAUCUAAAUAUAAUAUAUUAUGUUGUAUACCAUUCCAUGACGAGACUGUACGUUUGUAUAUAUAGCAAUCUGUAAUUACGUAUUAAUUCGUACUUUAUACAUUUUUGUAGAAAUAUUUUACGAGACGUGGCUUCGCGUCAUGGAACAUUCGUGACUAUUCUCGGAAAUGGAUGAAAUCGAUUUUGCGCGAUUUGUAUCAAUUGAAUGAACAGUAUUAGAAUUGUUGAUUAUGAGAUGGAGCUCAACGAUGCGCGUUAACAAGGUUCCUAUGCCAAAUUGAUUAGGAUGGAUACGUGUUGAGCGUUCUAAUAUAAUAAUAUAUUAUUUAUCGUAAGUGGAUAAAAAACAAGAUAGAUUUUAUUUGGGAAAGAAAUGUAUAUACGCAUGAAAGUUGCGAAUGGGUGUUGCGAACUUUUAUAACUGGCAUCGUUUGCGUACUGAUUGACACUUAUACUCGAUAAGCGAAUUUUUUAAACAGAGAUAACGACUACGUAUUAAUCAAAACGUAGAAAUAAUGUGAGUGUAAUAAUUUUGGCAUUAACGUGCUUAAUAAUCACUGUCAGAAGACUAUGAAUGAGAUAAUGAAGGGACAACCUCAUUUUAUUUGGAGUUCAAGAAUUGUAUAAAUAGAAUAUGCAAAAUAAAAAUACACGAAUCAAUGAAUCAUAAUUUCUACAAACACAAAAAGAUGCAGAAGCAAAAA
Molecule: messenger RNA, 10758 nt
Organism: Pogonomyrmex barbatus (red harvester ant)
Lineage: Eukaryota; Metazoa; Arthropoda; Insecta; Hymenoptera; Formicidae
Gene: Megf8
Product: multiple EGF like domains 8
Molecular function (GO): calcium ion binding; protein binding
Source: RefSeq, a predicted model, not a curated record